This is a messenger RNA of Nematostella vectensis (starlet sea anemone), 1647 nucleotides long. RefSeq lists its product as uncharacterized. Lineage: Eukaryota; Metazoa; Cnidaria; Anthozoa; Actiniaria; Edwardsiidae. Bases 507 to 1229 code for a protein of 240 amino acids. The record is from RefSeq and is a predicted model, not a curated record. The transcript is spliced from 3 exons.
UUUGUUUGGCAUCCGGAGCCCUACGAAGCCUGUGAUUGGACCGCCGGGAAAACACGGGCAGGUGUGUUGACAAGUUUUUGACACUGAGAACAAUGGAAAGCCCGGUGAAUGGUGCGUUAACCAAUCAAAGAGCGAUAUGCCUUAGAGGCGGUGUCAAUGGCCGUAAAGCUGAGAGGUGAUGGAGGGACAUCUGCCGACGGAGACUAAAAUAUCCCAGAUCACUGUCUUUUUAUCUCCUUCACGGUUUCCAAAACUUUAAAACCCAUCAUUGCGGAACUUGGAUUUGUUUAUUGCAUAUUUACGCUGAAAACAAGCAGUUGUGAUGGUGCGAUUUUGUAAUAUUAAUCCUUCAGAAGGCUAUUAGUUGGAUUAGUGUUUUGAAGACAACAGAAACCAAAAGGAGAUCGCUUGAUGAUUUACUUACUACUCAGUUUGUACUUUUAACAAGGGGGGAUUUCUCCGCGUAUUUACACGUCUGAGGUUUGCUGAUCACGCUAUGUGAAAACAUGACCGUGGUACUACAAUCGACCGGCUUCCAUGGCUUUGGAAUGGAUUCUGAUCCCUGUUUAGAACUCGACGAGUCCUAUUUUGCGGAUAACUGGGAAACCACAGAGGACGAGCUAACAUUUCUGUGUAGUAAUCAAUCCGAUGAAGAAGUAUUCGGCUGUGCGAGAGGCACUAAGCGAGCCAGAGAUGCUGAGGAUGCGCCUAUUCAAAAAAAUCUCUUACAUAAUACGAGCAUCGCAACUAAUCUUCUUCUGAACACAACUACAAAUCCUCAGGAACAAGGGAAAUUUCUACUGCAAUUGUCAUUCGACAAAUUGCGCCUAGUGGAAGACCCCGAAUCGUGUUUGAGGCGAUCUGUUCUGAUAAAUAACACUUUAAAACUCGUUCACAGUGAAAUCUACGGAGUUAAAACACCGUUCGGGCUUUCUGGUGCUAUGACAUUAGAUUCACAACGUAUAGAAAACGGACCUCUUCCCCCGGCCAGAAAACGCUCCAGAUUUACGACCGGGGAAUUGUGCAGCCCUCCUCGGAGUAAAAACUAUGAAAAUAGUAGAUUUUUACACCGAGAAAGGAAAUGCGAAAGAGAAUGUUGCACCCUUGUCAACAUGUUGUCUCAUGACGAUAUGGACGAUGUGUUCCCGAAUAAUAUCGACAAAGAAGCUUCAAUACUCAGUGAUUUAGAUAGCGUGUUCCAUAGCUUCGUUUGUGCCCUUGAAACAUAGAAUAGACUUUAUCUAUCCCGAAAGUUUAUGACAUUAUGACACAGGUAAUUUGAUUGAUAUGAAAUGUUUAUGUAUUCGGACAGCUCGUGUCUAGACAUAACAAAAUAAUUUAUACCACACAUGAAUAAUUUUUACAUCUAAGCCAUUAUUAUUCAAUGGACAUUUGACCUGUAAUUCUUUCGCAUGAUAAAUCUAUUUAUAUUCAAGCGCAUUAAGUCAAAUGGCCUUCAUGUAACAAAUGAACAAGGAUUUGCGGAAUAGCACCGGCCUUCUGAACUAUCAUCAAAUGUCGUAUUUAUACUCAAAAGGCCAACAAUGCUAAUGUAUAGAUAUUUUGUACAAACUAGAGAUAUACUUCUUAAAGAUAGAUCAAACUAUGAGCCUAUGACAAAAAUAGUAUUAAAAUAUUAGAAAUAUA